Molecule: messenger RNA, 2942 nt
Organism: Ipomoea triloba (trilobed morning glory)
Lineage: Eukaryota; Viridiplantae; Streptophyta; Magnoliopsida; Solanales; Convolvulaceae
Product: receptor-like protein kinase THESEUS 1
Exons: 2
Coding region: 282-2861 (859 amino acids)
Biological process (GO): protein autophosphorylation
Cellular component (GO): plasma membrane; plasmodesma
Molecular function (GO): ATP binding; transmembrane receptor protein tyrosine kinase activity
Source: RefSeq, a predicted model, not a curated record
UAGUGGAAACUGCAAAAAAGCUUUGAUUUUUAUCCCUCCUGAUUGUAUUUUUCUUGCAUUUUUAUAGUUAUAGUAGCUUGAAUUGCUUAUUAUUUGUUAUAGAGCAUUGCUUUGUAUGCAUCUAGGUAGUUGGGUUGAUGGGUACUAGAAUUGGGCAAGUGGGAAAACAGUUAUUUGGAAUUUGAGAGGUAGUUGUAGGGAUUGAGUUGAAACAUUCAAACUUUGAAGUAUACUGGUCAAUUUCUGGCAGUGUAGUGCUUUUAGGCAUUAAGAUUCCUAGGAUGGUGACUUUGAGAAUAAAGACAUGGAUACUUUUGGUUUUAUCUGUUUCCAUAGUAUUAAGGUUUUUGGGUCAUGUGUCAGAUGCUGCCUUCACUCCUGUGGAUAAUUACUUAAUUGCUUGUGGAUUUUCAGAAAAUGUCACCUUUCUUGGCCAAACCUAUGUUCCUGAUUCAGUUCGAUCCUCGGUUUCUAUGGAAAGUGAGGGAAACCUUGUUGCAGCCACCUCCAAUUCUUCUGCCCCUUUUCCUAUAUACCAAUCAGCUAGAAUUUUCACCAGUACAACAUCUUACUUGUUUGAUAUUGAGCAAGAAGGCCGGCAUUGGGUCCGCCUUUACUUCUACCCUCUUCCAGGCCACAAUUUAACAUCCGCUUCAAUAACUGUAGUCACAGAAGAUUUUGUUCUCUUGAACAAUUUCAGUUUCAAGAGAUACAAUGGCUCUUACCUCUUUAAGGAGUAUGCAAUCAAUGUUACUUCUGAUAGCUUGAUUCUUACCUUCAUCCCAUCAAACGGCUCUGUUGCAUUCAUUAAUGCAAUUGAAGUUGUAUCCAUCCCGGAUGAGUUGAUCCCAGACAAGGUGGCUUCAGUUUCUCCAUCGAGUUCUAUUAGUGGCCUUUCUGGGCUGACCCUUGAAACUGUUUAUCGUGUAAACAUGGGCGGUCCUCUCAUUACUGCUCAGAAUGACACAUUAGGCAGGACUUGGGAGAAUGAUCUGAAGUACCUCCAUGUAAACAGCUCUGCCAUGAAUGUUUCAGUUAGUCCAUCGAGUAUAAAAUAUCCAGCUUCUGUCACGCCUGAAGUUGCGCCAGAUUUGGUUUAUGCAACUGCAGAGACUAUGGGAGAUGCAAAUGUAGCUAAUGGCAAUUUCAAUGUUACUUGGGUCUUUUCAGUGGAUCCAAAUUUCGUGUAUUUUGUUCGAGUUCAUUUCUGCGAUAUUGUGAGCGAGUCUAUGAACAGUUUGGUGUUUCACCUUUAUAUCAAUGAUGACAUUGCUUUAGCAGAUCUUGACGUGACUAAUCAAGCUGGCAAUUUGGAUGUGCCAUAUUACCGAGAUUUUCUUUCCAACUCAUCAACUGAUGAUGUAGGCAUUCUAACAGUGAGUGUUGGUCCAGACCCAAGUGCUGAUUUCAUCAAUGCAAUCAUGAAUGGUUUGGAGAUCAUGAAGCUUAGCAAUGGAGCCAGGAGUUUGGAUGGGGAUUCACCGGUUGAGACUCUCCAUGCAUUGCCCCCGAGAAAGAGCAAGAAAGGUGUCAUCAUUAUCUCUGUUGUGGGAGCAUCAGCUGCACUGCUGAUGAUUGGUUUGUGUUAUCACUGCAUUUCAACCCGCAGGUCGAAGGCCAUUCAACAAGGUCUGGGGCAUCAUUGGCUCCCUCUUGGAAAUUCUUUGACUCUGUCAAAAUUUUCUACAAUUUCCCAAAAGAGUGGAACAGCAAGUUGCAUCUCCUUAGCUUCUCCUAACCUUGGCAGGUUCUUCACUUUUCAAGAAAUAAUGGAUGCCACUAAUAAAUUCGACGAAGGCUUGCUUCUUGGUGUUGGUGGUUUUGGUAGGGUCUACAAGGGAUCACUGGAAGAUGGUAACAAGGUAGCUGUCAAGAGAGGAAACCCGAGAUCUGAGCAAGGUAUUGCUGAAUUUCAAACCGAGAUUGAAAUGUUGUCCAAGCUUCGCCACCGUCACCUCGUGUCUUUGAUAGGCUAUUGUGAUGAAAGGUCAGAAAUGAUACUUGUUUAUGAAUACAUGGCAAACGGGCCUCUUCGAAGCCAUCUUUAUGGAGCUGACCUCCCACCGAUUUCAUGGAAGCAGCGCCUUGAGAUCUGUAUUGGGGCUGCUAAGGGGCUUCAUUAUCUCCAUACUGGUGCAACUCAAAGUAUUAUUCAUCGCGAUGUGAAAACAACCAACAUACUUUUAGACGAUAACUUUGUGGCCAAGGUUGCUGAUUUUGGCCUCUCAAAGACUGGACCAGCUCUAGAUCAGACCCACGUGAGUACUGCCGUUAAGGGUAGCUUUGGGUACCUUGAUCCCGAAUACUUCAGAAGGCAGCAGCUCACCGAGAAAUCUGAUGUUUAUUCAUUUGGUGUAGUCCUGGUGGAAGUCCUUUGCUCAAGACCGGCUCUGAAUCCCGUCCUUCCUCGGGAGCAAGUAAAUAUAUCCGAGUGGGCUUUGUCUUGGCAAAAGAAAGGCAUGUUGGGCGAGAUCAUGGAUUCAAGCCUUAAGGGAAAGGUGAACCCGGCCUCUCUAAAGAAGUUCGGGGAGACAGUAGAAAAGUGUUUGGCUGAGCACGGGGUUGAUAGGCCUUCCAUGGGCGAUGUUUUGUGGAAUUUAGAAUAUGCUCUUCAGCUCGAGGAGACCACAUCAGCUCUCACAGAGCCCGAUGAUAACAGCACGAACCAUAUCCCCGAUAUAUCCUUGCCAACGCCCGAGCCAUUUGACAACAGCGUAAGCAUGAUGGACGGGGUUCAGUCAGGAACAGAUGACGAUGUAGAGGAUGGUGUCACCAGUGUUGUUUUCUCCCAGCUCAUGAAUCCACUUGGAAGGAGCCAAAGUUUCAUAAACUGCUAUCAAAGAAUUGCAUAUUCUUUGUGAGCAGUGAUUCCAACUGGAUUGAACAAGCAAUACAAGCAAUCUGUUGAGAGAAGUGAUGUAACUCUGUACUUAUCAUUGCCU